GAGGCCGCGAAUCGAAUACGUGUUGCUGCGUUCCCUUGGAGGAAAGUUCCGUUGUUCCGCACCGGCAAGAAAAGAAAAAAAAUCGAAUAAAACGGUGGUGAUUUUUCGCCACCGGAAACCCCACAUCACCACAAAUGUGAUUUAGUAUUUAUAUCUACAGUAUUCAAUAUAAGUUUAUUGUUUAGUUAGUUCAGUCGUGAAGUUUUCGACAUGGAGCGCAAUUCCGUCCAAACCGUGACAUUGAUGAACAGUAUCAUCGGCGUUGGAAUCCUCUCGAUGCCCUUCUGCUUUCAGAAGUGCGGAGUUGUGCUGUCGAUAGUGCUGCUUUUAUUGAGUACCUACAUCACAAAGCUAGUUUGUAGUUAUAUGAUCAAAUCGGCAAUCAUUUCCCGGAGGAAGAACUUUGAGCAGAUUGCAUUCUACGCGUUCGGUUCCUGCGGGAAGCUGUUGGUGGAGCUAUGCGUGGUUGGAUAUUUGCUGGGUACGUGCGUGGCGUAUUUCGUGGUCGUUGGAGAUUUGGGUCCCCAGAUUGCGGCAAAAAUGUUUGCCAUCAACGAGAGUAGUACCCUGAGAACGUGGGUGAUGAUUACGGUUACGGUGGUGUGCAUAAUUCCACUUGGAUUGCUGCGGAAUGUAGACAGCCUGUCGACGGUUUGUACGGCUUCGCUUGGAUUCUAUGUGUGCUUGAUAUUGAAGGUGAUGGCCGAGUCUAGCGAGCAGGUCAGCAAAACCGGAUGGAUUGACGGGUUGGACAUGUGGAAUUCAAAGGGUAUCUUGCAGUGCUUGCCGAUUUUCAGUAUGGCCUUGUCCUGUCAGAUGCAACUAUUUGAAGUCUAUGCCACCAUGCCGACGACAUCACUGGACAAGAUGAUUCGUGUGAUUCAGAAAUCCACCGGUCUCUGUGCUUGCAUUUAUGGUCUGAUCGGAUUUUUUGGCUACGUCGCCUUCAAUGGACAUCACUUCUCCGGUAACAUCCUGGUUAAUUUCUCGCCUUCGUAUGUGUCGGACAUAAUCAAGAUAGGAUUCGUGCUUUCGGUGGCAUUCAGCUUUCCGUUGGCAAUUUUUCCCUGUCGGGUCAGUUUGUAUUCUCUACUGUACAAGAAAGCUCACUCCGAUGCACACUACUACAUUCCGGAGUCCAAAUUUCGGCCGUUAACGAUCGCCAUUGUAUGCGCGGCACUGGUUCUAGGCUGGUUGGUACCCUCAAUCGAAGUUGUUAUCGGGCUGGUUGGAUCCACAAUCGGCGUUGCUGCUUGUAUCAUCAUUCCGGCUGCAUGCUACAUGCACAUUUGUAAGACAAACAUCUCCGAAAAGCAGCUAGCUCAGGUGAUGAUCGGUUUCGGCCUUCUGAUCAUGAUCCUUGGUACCUAUGCCAAUCUGGAGGCGAUGAAUCAGGUUCCGGAGAAGAAAUACGAGGCUAUUGUGAAGGAAAAGGUUACUCCUCUACCGGUAAUGGUUGUGGAAAAACCGGAGGAGAGUUUGGACAAAAAGAUUGAGGAGUUAAAACCCAAGUUGCCGGUCCUAGUAGAAGAAAAAGAGAUGGUUCCCAUUGUGACGGAGAAAAUAACGCCGAAGAUUGAGGAACCUGUGACGAUCAACAGUUUGAAGGACGAAGAAAGUGCUGCCAGCAAGGAUAAGGAUGAGAAGAUUGCAAUUUCUCCGGAACCUCCACUGGUUCAAGUAAAAGACAAAGACAAAAAAGAAGAAGUAAUCGACCAGGAUGCCAUCCUCAAGGAGGAUAAGGAAAUCGCCGUCGAAGAGAAAGAGCAAAUUCAAAAGGAGAUCAUCGAGCUGCAGAGCGCCAAGAAAGAACUGGAAGCUCAAGUGCAAAACAUCAAGGAACAGCUGGUGAAAAAGAACGAGGAAACCCAGCAAUUGGUGUUGAAGAAGUUUGAUGAGAUUGUCGAGAAGAUUGAUCAAAAGGCUUCCAGAGAGAAGGACGAGGUCAAACCUGAUGCCGCUGGUGAACCAAAGAAGAUGGAGGAGACGGCGGAUCAUCAGAAAGAUCCAAUUGUUCGCUUACUGACAGAACAGGGCAAGCUGAAUGCCAAAGCAAAUGAGACCAAGUCUGAAACAAUGGCGGCAGGAGUCGCAGAGGUGAUUCCGAAGGUAGAUGACGAACCGCAAGCCGAAGUAAAGCCGGCAGGCGAAAGUGUGAACAAUGAAACCGCUCCAAAACAGCAACCGGAAGUUGCCGAAACCGUUCCACCGGUUGAAGUUCCACUGGUGAAACAGGAAGAGAAAGGUGAACCGCUUCCGCCACUGCCUGUAGAGCAAGAAAUAAAAUCGGUCCCGGUGAAGAAGGAGGAGGAGGAGAAAGCUGCUGCCGAAGAGUCAAUGAAAAUCAAAUUUGAUGGAACGAAAGAGGACGGAGACGCUGGUGCCAAGAGGGAUCUUCUUGCGAUACGAAACAAGAGAAACGCUGCAAAACAGCAGCAGGAGCAGCAGAACAAAGACGAGGUAUUCCACUAAGACGCCCACAUUCAUCAGGAAACAUUUAAUUGUUCGCAUUAUUCUCAGAUACCCUGUAUAAACAUAAAACUCAAGAUGUCUGUCCCACCCCCAUAUUCACCGUAAACGAGUUUGAAAUAAAUGUAUACAUAGGUCUCGAAGGGCAUUUUGCAGCAAC
Messenger RNA from Ochlerotatus camptorhynchus, 2629 nucleotides. RefSeq names its product putative sodium-coupled neutral amino acid transporter 10. NCBI's taxonomy places the organism in Eukaryota, Metazoa, Arthropoda, Insecta, Diptera, Culicidae. Gene Ontology annotation, molecular function: L-amino acid transmembrane transporter activity. Gene Ontology annotation, biological process: amino acid transmembrane transport. The record is from RefSeq and is a predicted model, not a curated record. The transcript is spliced from 5 exons. The coding region runs from base 211 to 2472 and encodes 753 amino acids.